Messenger RNA from Photinus pyralis (common eastern firefly), 1803 nucleotides. It is a transcript of the gene Rim2, whose product is annotated as mitochondrial carrier protein Rim2. Gene Ontology annotation, cellular component: mitochondrion. The coding region runs from base 560 to 1600 and encodes 346 amino acids. The transcript is spliced from 5 exons. NCBI's taxonomy places the organism in Eukaryota, Metazoa, Arthropoda, Insecta, Coleoptera, Lampyridae. Gene Ontology annotation, molecular function: pyrimidine nucleotide transmembrane transporter activity. Gene Ontology annotation, biological process: pyrimidine nucleotide import into mitochondrion. The record is from RefSeq and is a predicted model, not a curated record.
UACAAGUGCAACGUAAUUAGAAAUCUCAUACGUCGAUGUCUUCCAAUUAAAGGCAGAUUCGAUAUGAGACUGUAAAUAAAAUGAAAUUUUUCGGUGUCGGAAAAUUAAACAAAAAGUGAAGGCCACCCGAAACACCUUGAGAAGCAGGUGUAAAUGAGACAAUAAUAGUCGUAAAGCAAAUACGUUGCGUAAGAGUAAUUAGAUUAAAAAUAGAAUUUUUCACAAAUUUGAUAAAUUAGGCCAAAAACACCGGGUAAACAAUACCACGUGAUCGAGGCAUGUUUGCGACAGUGGCGGGGGGGAGGGAUAAUAAACGAAUAUCGACCUUAGGCACAAAUCUAAAAGAAUGAGGUUGUAGAUUGUUGAAAUACGGGUGGUUCGUCACGUCCGUUCAUCGCGACGUCAAAAAAAUUUAAAAGGGUGCCUUUGAGAAAAUUCUAAGUGAAAAAAAUUCGAUUGUCCAUCAUCAUGUGAAAAGUUAAGUUGAACUUUGUGAAUGUCGCUGGAAAAAUACGAUUAAAGUGUAAACAAAGCAAAGUAACCCCAAGUGGUCUCUGUGAUGUCUCAAACUGAAGCCGUCAUCCACCUAGUCGCUGGAGGUGUCGCUGGUACAGUAGGUGCUAUAGUAACAUGCCCAUUAGAGGUAGUAAAGACGAGGUUACAAUCGUCACAGAGCGGGUUCACAACCCAAAUACCUUUGAUAGCUCAGGAACGAAUUAGUAGUACUUGCAAUACGUUCGGUACACAAAGGCGUAGGUUAUGGACAACCUCCGGCCGCUUGACGCCUCAAGUUGUGGCUCUUUCAGGUUACGGACCGUCGCCCUCGUCGCAAAGCAUGAGCCUGGUGAAAUGCCUCAAACAUAUUAUAAAACACGAGGGCCCGCUCGCCCUUUUCAAAGGUCUGGGCCCGAAUUUAGUCGGCGUCGCCCCGUCGCGGGCCGUAUACUUUUUGACCUACAGCCAGGCCAAGAUGUUCUGGAACGGCUGUUUGCCCAAGGAAACUCCCAUUGUGCAUAUACUGUCGGCGUCGUGUGCCGGCUUUAUGGCGUGUACGCUCACUAAUCCGAUAUGGUUCGUCAAAACCAGACUUCAGUUGGAUCUCAAUAAGGAUAAUCGUAUAACCGUCAAGCAGUGCGUCGCACAAAUCUAUCGGAAAUCCGGAAUUAAAGGCUUCUAUAAAGGAAUUACGGCAUCCUACAUGGGCAUUUCGGAGACGAUAAUACACUUUGUGAUAUACGAGGCGGUUAAGGCGAAAUUAAUCGAGCACAGAUUGAAGAACGUACAAAAUUACGACACGACGAAGAACUAUAGGGACUUCUUGGAGUUUAUGGUGGCGGGCGGUCUGUCGAAGACGAUAGCGUCCUGCAUGGCGUACCCGCACGAGGUUGCCAGAACGCGAUUGCGCGAAGAGGGAAAUAAGUAUCACCGUUUUUGGCAGACGUUAGGAUUGGUCGCCAAGGAGGAGGGCAUACGUGGCGUUUAUAGGGGGUUGGGUACGCAACUGGUGCGCCAAAUACCAAACACGGCGAUCAUGAUGGCGACCUACGAAGCUGUGGUGUAUCUUUUAUCUGUCAGAUUUAUCAAUUACGAGGACGCGUAGAAUAUAAAUUAUUAGUCGUUGUUGUUAAUAGAGGGGGGGUGAUCGGAGAGAUGUUUGUAUAUAAGAGUUUUAAACUUUGUACAUAGUCAGUAGCAUCUUUGUGUAUAGAAUAGCAUGAAACUUGUACCUUCUUUACAUGGCCUUAAUGUAUUACAUUUUAUAAAGUUUACUAAUUUUUACUUUCCUGUUGGAUUAAUUGUUUC